AUGACUUCCCUAAUCAGCGCCGUGUUUGGCGACAAGUCCAAAGACGACGACACCACCGAGAGCAAGGAGGAAAACACCACCGAAAGCAAAGACAACAACACCACCGAGAGCAAAGACGACACCACUACUGCGAGCAAAGAUAAUACCGCUACCCAGACUUCCGAUGCGCCCCCAGAGACCAACCGCGAAGCAGCCGGCAAUGCGCGGUCAGACCAGACGACGGCGAGAGCUUCACAGGCGGAAGUCAAGCAGCCUAAGAAGAUAUACGAACUCCCAAAGCAGAAUCCGCCUCCCGGAACGAUUCCGUGUCCAGACCCCUCAGUGCAUAGCAGAGACACGAGGCUGCAAGAGCAGGCGUCGAACGCGGCCCUGUACACCACUAGCCCUCGGAAGAAGACGAACCCUGGCGGCAACAUACUCGGACCAGAUCAGAAGCUUUCGUCAGCAAGUGCCGCGCAAUCCCUCAAAUAUGCUAGUCCGCAACAGCUACCCAGCUUCCCUGUGGUUGGCAUAAAUACCACGGGCUCAGCAAAUUCGGCGGCUAAUCUAGCUAACACCAAUCACAAGAAUGUGGAGAUCUGGAGGCCGGACGCGUCGAGCGCCGCAGGCAAGGCAGCACUACUGGCAAAGGACUACAAGAUGGACCCGCUUUGGAAGCCCGAAGCCAGCGCAGCAGGCUCCAAGGCGGCUCUUCUGGCGGCCAGAGACGGAGGCAAGGUCAACAUAUGGACUCCCGAAGCGCACGCCGAAGGCAACUCUGCCGCGAACAUUGCCAUGCGCGAAAAGAACCUUGUCCCUCAAUUGGACUAUGGCUAUACCGAGGAUGGUCACAAGAAAGCACUUAUGGCUGCUACCGGUGCCCUCUCUGGCCGGCAAAGAGCAGGCUCAACGCCGACACAACCCAAUCUGUAUCCGGACCAAGCCAACUCUGCGCACAACGCUCUUAAUGCUGCUCGCGGGUCUGUUAGGGAUGCGAACAGGCUCGGUUCUGCCGCGAUGGAGGCAGCGCGGGUAAAGAACCUGGGCAAAAAUAUGCCUAGGGAGAUGUUCUCUGAGCACCCGCCGGUAGCAAUUGAAGUUGAGGAGAAGAGGCACCAAGAAGCUCUCCACGCAUCUGCAGUCUCUAUGGCCAAGAAGAUGUACGAGAUAACGCAAGCACGCGCCGAAGAACAAGCACAUGGCGGAGAUGGCCUCACUGCGGCGCGCGGCGUGCAUGGCAGGCAACCAUCUGCACGUGAUCAAGAGGUCAAGCAGCAGGCGAUGCAGUACAUGAACCUACAAGAGGCAGCGCAGAAGCUGGCGGCCGAGAGGCUGGCAAAGCUAAAGCAACCGGAUGAGGCCGCCAUCUACCGGCAGUACUACGGUUAUGACAAUCCGCCGCCAAAGUCACGACUGUCCAUUAGGCGCGGCAGGCGGCGAGCAAACAGUGAGGGCGAGCCUGUUGAUUCGGAUGACGAGCAGCAAUCUCGCAGGAUCCGAUCGCAGAUGUCCAAAUUCGAUAAAGACAUCGAGCAGGUUGACUCGAAGAAGCGGCAGAAAGACCGCGACGCUCUGCUUGCGGCUGCGGAGCGAAGAGUGCAAGCUCAGAUGCACAACAUGGACGAGAAAGUCUUCGCAGACACCGGCAAAGUCUCACCCGCGAUGAUGGAAGAAUGGGAGGCCAAGGCCCGCGCGCGUGCUGCUGCAGACAGUGAGGCCCGUAUGGUCAACCAUGGCAAGGUGCACAUCGGCGGCGGUAGGUUCAUGGAUCAGUCGGAGAUUGACGCCAUCGCUGCUGCCAGGAUGCAACCUACACUCAACGAGAUCACCGAGGCUGCUGAGAAGCAGCGAGCCAGGGACGAGGAGAUACGCUUGGACCAGGAAGAGAAGAAGCGCCAGGCGCAGAAAGAGAAAGAACGGCUUGCCAGGGAGAAGGAAGAGCAGAAACGAUUGAAGGCUGAGCAAAAGGCAGCCGCCCGAAACAAAAAGGAUGCGGAGAAAAUUGCCGCACAUACAGCGAAAGACGCUGAGAAGGCCAAGAAGGCCGAAGAGAAGCGUGUCAAGGAAGAACAGCGCAGGUCCAAAGAAGUCAAGAGGCCUGCGACUGCGGAGACAGCCCCUACAACAGACGCAGUCACCACUCCUGUUACAGCCGCGGUCGCCGCUCCUACGGAACCAGCCCAUGAAACCACUUCGCACGACGAUGACGACAUAGACCCGAAGAGCCCCAUCCCCACUGCCCCUGUUACGGAGGACCGACCAGCGGUUGCUCAGGUACCUAGCUACCACGAGGCAGUGGAGCGUAUCGCUACUAGUAGCAGUAGCCUCAGUAGUAGCAGCGAAUCCGACCUCUACGAAGAACCUUCUCCUCGACAAAGUACCUCAGCACGACCCAAAGAAGCCGUGGCGCCCAAAGAAGCUGUAGUACUCGAAGAAGUCGUAGACGAAGGCGUGAUCACGGCGCCUCCAGAGGUCGUAGCUCAACGCGUGCUUACAUCGCCUGUAACCGAUUACCCGGAGAAUCCGAUUCCUCUGCCGACAACGCUGGACACCUCGACAACGCUUACAGGCGCUUCCACGGCACCCAAGCCUUCGGAAGACACCACGCGGUCCAAGUCAACCCCUUCGGACACCACUACUCCUGCCUCUGCCACUCCUGCUGCUGCCGUGCCUGCUGCUGCCGCGCCUGCUGCUGCUGCGCCUGCCCCAGCCAGGAAAGAGUCCCGCGUGAAGUCCCUCCUCGGCAAGUUCAAGCGCCACCCCAAAGCGGAAGCCUCCGACGCCUCCACAAAGGAGAAGAGCGCCUUCAUCGGCGGCGCCACCCUGACAGGUGGGGCAGUGACAGCAACAACCGAACCCACCCCCGCUGCUACCUCCCAACCCGCCACAUCUACCACCCAGCCCCCCGCCACAACGACCACAACCACUAACACCCUCACCCCCGUCAACAGCGCUCCUGCCGAUACACACGAAAGAUCGCGCAGCCGGAGCCCCACCUCCAUGAGCAUCAGCUCGCUGUCCAGCAGCGGCGACGAAGGCGUGCAGCGUGGCAGGACGGGACGGAGGCCGAGCGAUCUGAGCGGGAAUGAGGACUUUGAGGAGGCGAGGGAUACCUUUGAUGAAAAGUUGGCGCCGCCGCCGAGUUUUGGGACCGAAGGACGGGUGUCGGGGAGUCCGGUCAGGGACUCGAAGUUUCAGGAACAGUUGUAG
Messenger RNA from Coniosporium apollinis CBS 100218, 3189 nucleotides. RefSeq lists its product as uncharacterized. Lineage: Eukaryota; Fungi; Ascomycota; Dothideomycetes. Bases 1 to 3189 code for a protein of 1062 amino acids. Gene Ontology annotation, biological process: eisosome assembly. The transcript is spliced from 3 exons. The record is from RefSeq and is a predicted model, not a curated record.